GCGUGUUUCAAGUCCACACUCCCAACCUCCAGUUUCUCGGUCACAUCUUUAGCGGUGGUCUGGAAAACGAAACGUUAACUAUAAACACAGAAAUAUUAACCAAUGGAUUGUAUGAUUAGUUAACUAGUUGCUAUCUCCGUCCUGAGGGUCACUUUUCCGGUUCUCAUCGCUAUAGUGACGAAGCAGGGCACAGCAGCAGCAUACAUCUCAUUCAGUGUAAUAACCAUGGCAGCCCAGGAUUUUAAUAUUUUGCUGGCGACAGAUUCAUACAAGAUCACACACUACAAACAGUACCCUCCCAACGUCAACAAGGUCUACUCCUACUUUGAGUGCCGCCGUAAGAAGGGGGGCACUCAGUUAAACGAGGUGGUGUUCUUUGGCCUUCAGUACCUCUUGAAGAAGUAUCUUUCAGGAAGGGUUAUCACAGAGGAGAAGAUUCAGGAAGCGAAAAUAUUUUACCAGAUGCACUUUAAACAAACUGUGUUUGAUGAGGAAGGCUGGAGGAAAGUGAUGGAGAGGUAUGAUGGCCGUCUUCCAAUCCGAAUCAAAGCGGUUCCAGAGGGAAAGAUUAUUCCCAGGGGAAACGUCCUCUUCACAGUGGAAAACACAGACCCAGAUUUCUUUUGGCUUACCAACUAUAUUGAGACCAUGCUGGUCCAGAUGUGGUAUCCCAUUACAGUGGCUUCCAUCUCCAGGGAAUUUAAGAAGAUCUUAGCCAAGCACCUGAAGGCAACAUCAGGCAAUCUGGAAGGCCUGGACUUCAAACUUCAUGACUUUGGCUACAGAGGGGUCUCCUCGCAAGAGUCUGCGGCCUUAGGCGGGGCAGCCCACCUGGUGAAUUUCUGCAGCACAGACACAGUCCCAGGGCUUCUGAUGGCCCAGCAAUACUACGGGUGUCCCAUGGCAGGCUUCUCUAUACCUGCAGCCGAGCACAGCACGAUCAUCUCCUGGGGGCGGAGCAGGGAGAAGGAGGCCUUUGAGCGUCUGCUGGACCAGUUUCCCACAGGCCCGGUGUCAGUGGUCAGUGACAGCUAUGACAUCUUCAAGGCUUGUAAGCACAUCUGGGGGGACAAGCUGAAGGAGCGAGUAAUGGAGAGGAGCGAAGAAUCCUGCCUGGUCAUCCGGCCUGACUCAGGAGACCCUGCAGAGACCCUCAUUGAGGUGAUAAAGAUCUUAGAGGAAUGCUUCGGUUGUUCCCUAAACUCUCAAGGAUUCAAGGUGCUGCCAUCUUACCUGCGUAUCAUCCAGGGUGAUGGCAUUGAUCUCAACUCGGUGGAUGAUAUCUUGGAGAAGCUGCGUGAUGAGGGCUGGAGUUCUGAGAAUGUGUUCUUUGGCUGUGGGAGUGCCCUCCUUCAGAAGCUCAACAGGGACACACUCAACUGUGCCUUCAAAUGUAGCUACGUGGAGACCAAUGGGAAGGGGAUGGAUGUGUACAAGCAGCCUGUGACCGACCCAUCCAAGGGUUCAAAAAGAGGUCGCCUGUCACUCAGGAGAAACUCUGACGGCUUCAUUGAGACGGUGGAGCGAGGAGUGGGAAAGCCAGAGGAGGAUAUGCUGGUGACGGUGUUUGAGAACGGCUCCAUAAUGCAGGAGUACACUCUGGAGGAGAUCCGGAAGAAUGCUCGUCUCCAGGACGAUGAUGUCAUCUCCUUCCAGCACAACCAGGACGAGCCCAAGGGCCUUGAGCUCCACCAGAAACACAUCAUGAACGGGGUACACUGAACAACAAGACACCUCGCUGAUUCAAGCAAUGCACCGACUCCACCUAGACUGUAGGCAAGUCACGUAUUGUAGUGGGUGUAACUCGUUAACAACCGGCCUACCACUGUACACCGUUAUAUUGUCAGGGCACACAAGAACAGUGUUAUUGGAGCUGCACCAGAAGCACACCUCGGUACGAUGCAGUGAUUUUUCUGCGCACUAGAUGCACAUAGUUCAUUGAGUGAUGUGGUCAUCAGUCUGCAUGCAGUUCCUCUUUUGAAACACUCAUUUCUGACCAAUGGCUGACCUGCUGUCUCUCUUAGACCACGGGGCUUUGUUUUACCUUUGUCUUUCAAGAGAAGUUUAUAUGCGUCACCUUCUGUUCUCCGGCGCCUGAUGAUCUAUCAUGUCAUAGUGACAUCAUCAGUACCAGUGACGUGAGCUACAUGAUGAGACAAAGGAUGCCAUAUUUAGCUUUAUUUCCUAUAAAAAUAUACUUUUUCUUAUAUCACAGAUUGUUCCAAUGAAUACCAUUAACUGUCUUGAUUGUCUGCUGGUCUGUUUCUGUUUUUGGAGAACGUUUUGUGUUUCUUUUGCCAAUUUUAUGAAAUUAAUUUCAAAUCAAAUUUUUCUCUAUUCUGGCAAAAUUGCACUAAUUGAAAGUAUUUCAUUGCCAUCUCAAUAAUGUCCCAAACGUGUUUUUUGUCUAAUUUCCAAUACAAGUCAGUAUCAGGCCCUGCAGUCGAGACUGGUGAUGGAGUCUAGGAUGGUUCCUAGUUUUUAACAUGAUGACGGCAACGAAGAUGACUAUUUCAGGCAAUUUUCCUUAGAGGUGCUCAAUGUCCUUAAGUCACCUAGACUGAGACUGGGUUUAAAGUCAAGUUCCUUUGCCAUGCAAGCGUCUUGCUGCUGAGUUGGUUGUCUCAUCUCCCGUCGGUUAACUACGUUCUUCAACAGGCUUUGAAGAGCUAACAUUUUUAGUCUCUUAUGUUAAGCGUCAACAUUUUAUUACUCAACUGAUUCUGCUUCACAUGAAAAUGCUGCACUUUGGGGCAGAAUACUAAUCAUCUUGUGAGAAUGUCACUGCGACUGAUGUGUAUGUGUUAUGCACACUUUUAACUAUUUAUGCACAUUUUUUACACUAAUAUUAGUGUGCUGUUUAUAUUGAAGAUUUGCUUCCAUAUUGUCUCCAGACCUGACUAUGACUUUAAUGCCUUUGCAGUCACAGUCAUUUGAGGCUUUAUUUUUUCUAUUUGAAUCCCCAACUUGCAACGUUAGUGUGAAGUACUUUUGUGAAUCAUUUUAAUUGGAAUGCCGAUAAUUGUCUGAUUUAGAUGCUGGUCUGCUAGUCUGGACUGGUUGAGGCACAGGUUAAUUAAGACCAUGCUAAUUAAGACUAUGCUUUCAGAUCUCUGCCCCAUGUUAAAUUAUUUUGAGCAAAUACAUAUUUUUGUGUUCAAAAUAAUUGGGCAAAAGGCACUUGACCCUACCUCUUUUUUUUCUAUAAUGAUAUUGUACAAGUAGAUUAGGUACUAAUGAUAUAUAUAUAUAUUAUUAUUAUUCUUAUGUAAAUACCUUUUUGAAAAUAGUCUACCUUUAGU
This is a messenger RNA of Esox lucius (northern pike), 3302 nucleotides long. RefSeq names its product nicotinamide phosphoribosyltransferase 2 (gene nampt2). Gene Ontology annotation, molecular function: nicotinamide phosphoribosyltransferase activity. NCBI's taxonomy places the organism in Eukaryota, Metazoa, Chordata, Actinopteri, Esociformes, Esocidae. The coding region runs from base 226 to 1722 and encodes 498 amino acids. The transcript is spliced from 11 exons. The record is from RefSeq and is a predicted model, not a curated record. Gene Ontology annotation, biological process: NAD+ biosynthetic process.